AUGGUUCGCGCAGACAUCGAUCCAGAAGCGCACUGCGGACUCACCUACGAGAGCCGAAAAUGGACGCAGGUCGCGUUCGUGCGCACAGCGUCCACGAAUGCCGCGCUGUCGCAUUCUGUAGUGUACGCGACGCGCGCGAACGAACGGGCACUCACCUCGACGUGA
Laetiporus sulphureus 93-53 is the source of this 165-nucleotide messenger RNA. RefSeq lists its product as uncharacterized. The transcript has 2 exons. The coding region runs from base 1 to 165 and encodes 54 amino acids. NCBI's taxonomy places the organism in Eukaryota, Fungi, Basidiomycota, Agaricomycetes, Polyporales, Laetiporaceae. The record is from RefSeq and is a predicted model, not a curated record.